GCGCAGUUACACAGUUUGAUCACUUCCUAUCUUGCUGCUGUCGGCUUCCUCUUCUCCCGGUCAAAUUUUUUGAUAUUUCAAACACAAACAGACUAGCUGUAUUUUUCUGAAUAUUCUCUUCACUGAUGAAGAAUGGCGGGUAGUUUUGGAAAGAUCAUCGUUGGCGUAUAUGUUGAAAUAAAGAGAAGCGAUGGACGAAUACACCAAGCCAUGGUCACAUCGUUGAAUGAAGACAAUGAGAGCGUCACCGUGGAGUGGAUAGAAAAUGGAGACACAAAAGGGAAAGAGAUUGACUUGGAGAGUAUAUUUGCACUAAACCCAGACGUGGCCCCAGAAGAGGAGACUGCCCCUAGCCCAGAGACCCCGCCUCCACCAACGCCGACCUCUGUGAAGGUCAACAAGAUCCCCCAGAACCGACGAACAAUAGCACCCACUAAGAAUGACACUCCGUCCAGGGAUAACAGAGUGGUGUCGACCAGGGCCAGACCAGCUCAGCCCCAGCAACUAGAGCCUGCUCCCCCUCCCCCUGUCCAGCAGCCAGCCCAGCCCACCCAGGCCCAGACAGCCCAACAGUUAGCUAACGAAGCGUCAAUGCAUCAUCUGACAAGAAAGGAGUUUGGACAGCUUUCGAGGAGGAAGUCCAACUGUGUGAAGGAAGUGGAGAAACUGCAGGAGAAGAGGGAGAGACGACGGAUACAACAACAGGAGCUGAGAGAGAAGAAAGCACAGGAGGUGGACACCACCGUCCCGAACUAUGAGAUCCUGUAUAUGAUCAGAGACUUCCGUGCCAGUCUGGACUACCGGCCGCUGUCCACCGCAGACCUGAUUGAAGAGCACAGAAUAUGUGUUUGUGUGAGGAAACGUCCACUCAACAAGAAAGAGCUGACCAUACGGGACCUGGAUGUGAUCACCAUCCCCAGUAAGGAUGUGGUGAUGGUCCAUGAGCCCAAGCAGAAGGUGGACCUGACACGCUACCUGGAGAACCAGACCUUCCGUUUCGACUACGCUUUCGAUGACAGCACCACCAAUGAAAUGGUUUACAGGUUUACUGCCAGGCCCCUGGUGGAGACUAUCUUUGAGAGGGGCAUGGCCACGUGCUUCGCCUAUGGACAGACUGGUAGUGGCAAAACACAUACUAUGGGUGGAGAUUUUUCUGGAAAGAACCAGGAUUGUUCUAAAGGAAUUUACGCAUUAGCAGCUCGGGAUGUGUUUGUCAUGUUGAAGAAACCCUGCUACAGGAAGUUAGAACUUCAGGUGUACGCAACUUUCUUUGAAAUCUACAGUGGGAAGGUGUUUGACCUGCUGAACGGUAAGGCUAAGCUCCGGGUGUUGGAGGAUGGGAAGCAGCAGGUGCAGGUGGUGGGGCUGCAUGAGAGAGACGUCAAAUGCACAGAGGACGUCCUCAAACUCAUAGAAGUGGGCAACAGCUGCAGAACGUCAGGUCAGACUUCGGCCAACGCCCACUCGUCCCGUAGCCAUGCAGUGUUCCAGAUCAUUCUAAGGAGGAAGGGGAAAAUGCACGGCAAGUUCUCCCUGAUCGACCUGGCGGGGAAUGAGAGGGGUGCCGACACGUCCAGCGCUGACCGCCAGACACGCCUGGAGGGAGCCGAGAUCAAUAAGAGCCUGCUGGCACUAAAGGAGUGCAUCAGGGCACUGGGGCGGAACAAACCUCACACUCCGUUCAGGGCCAGCAAGCUCACCCAGGUCCUUCGAGACUCCUUCAUAGGGGAGAACUCCCGCACAUGCAUGAUAGCAACUAUCUCUCCUGGUAUGACGUCCUGUGAGAACACCCUCAACACGCUACGCUACGCUAACAGAGUAAAGGAGUUUGGGAUCAGUCCCUCAGACAUCCCCUUCUCCCAGGGCGGUGGAAGUCGCUCGGAGCUCUCGGAGCUCUCGCCCACCUAUGAGUAUGAUGACUUUGCUACCUCUCCCAGCAGAGUGAAGGAGCUGACGGUGGACACUAAUCAGGUGAUAGAGGGGGUCCGGCCCAACAUCCAUGUGGUGGACCAGCUGGAUGAUGACUGGGACCACCUGGGCAGCUCCCCCCAGAGAGAUGACCUCAAACUGCUCUGUGAGCAGAACCUGGAGGAGGUGUCCCCCCAGCUCUUAACCUUCCAUGAGGCUGUCUCUCAGAUGGUGGAGAUGGAGGAACAGGUGCUGGAGGACCACAGAGCUGUCUUCCAGGAGUCUAUCCGGUGGCUGGAGGAUGAGAAGGUUCUGCUGGAGAUGACUGAGGAAGUGGACUAUGAUGUGGACUCUUACGCCACUCAGCUGGAGCAGAUCCUGGAUCAGAAGAUUGACAUCCUCACGGAGCUCAGAGAUAAAGUCAAGUCGUUCCGCUCGUCACUCCAGGAAGAAGAACAAGCCAGGCCCAGAGAGACAGCAAAAGUUGCCAGGAAGGGAGACUGUGGUGACUCUGGCCCUGUCACUCAGCAGUAGUAGUCAGUGACACCAGCAGCACCAUCUAGAGGCAGACUUCAGCUUCAUCGUGAGGACAGUCCGCACAGGGAGACACCAGGGGAUCCUACAGCGUAGCAAUGGCCCAGUUUGAAUAUUGUCGUAGUUGUAGCUACAUCUUUAAGAUAGAGAUAUACAGUAAGUCAGAAUGUAUUGUUUUGUGGUGGUAAAGAAGUCAUGAAUUGCUGAACUUCUUGAAAUACACCAACACUGUUUCAAAAACUCUUAUCUCAAGGCUCUUCAACAACCCUGAAAGUCAGACAGCUUACAAAAUAUUUUUUUCAACCUGUCCAUUACAACCAAGCAUGUGUCAGGUUCAACUGAUACUUAGGGAUGACCAACUACAUUGUAGUGCAUCUAUUUUAUGUAUGAACGUUAGCUGUACACUUGCCUGAUGACUCCAACAUAAUUGUUACGCUGCUCUGUUCACUACAUACUUCAGUCAGACUGCCAUCAUUGAAGUCAAAAUGAGUGGUGUUAUUCAAAAAGUAAUCAGCGAUUGCAUCAUCUCUAACCAAUCAGAGUAUCAAAGCCAAUGACUAAUUUUCUAAAUGCUGCUUUACCCAUGUGUGUUCUGGCCCAACCUACCGCUUUCUGGAUCCAAUCAGAACGGUUAGAAUGUGUUUUGCGAAAUUGUCGUGGAGGUACUCAGACCCAGACUCGUUACGGAGAAGGUUAACGACCACGGGUGUGGCGUAGAGUUUGGCCGGAGCAAGGAGUUUGGGUAGCUAUAUACGUAACCACUUAAUAAAUAUAUACGUUUCACUGAUCACGAGCUCAUUUUCAUAGAAAAGGCAUAACGAAGGUAGUCCAGAGGGGUAAGCCAGUAUGGUGUUUUGCGGCAUUGAUCUAGCCAAUGAGUGUUGUCAUCAUCCAUCAGUCACAUGACUUGGAUGUGUCUCAACAGUCCAUAACAGCGAUAAGUGGAUCCCAGCAGAGUUGAAUGUGUGAAGUCUGUGGACAGAAGACAUUAUGAAGGUUAUGACAUGAAGAAUCACUAGUUAACGUAACAUUAAAACAAAAUAUAACGCACACAUAAGUAGAAUAGUCCAGCUCCACUUACACCAUGAAGUCGUCUGUCUAUGCUCCUGGCUCGCUUCUCACUGAACAAUAUCUCCUGCAGAACACUCAGUCUUCUUGGUUCUGCUGAAGUCUGCUAGGAUUUCCUGUUCCAGAAACAUGAACAAAUGUAAUGACUCACCUUGAUAAGUUAUAAUUACCUAACCACAUCCAGAAUGUGAAAAUAUACAGACUGCAGAAACAUCAGUGAAUAUUGUCAUGAGGUGUGUGCUUACCACAUUGUGUACUGAACAGUGAAUCCUGUAGUUCUCCAACAGCUGCUCAACUGCAGUGGCCCUGGAAAGAACCAUCUUCGGCGUUAAUGUUAUAUAUUGCUUGUCACAUUACCAUUUGAUGCUGCCAGGAUAUGACCAACUAUGAUUUGAAUACCCUUUGUUUUGGUAGUCACUUCUUGAGCUCAGCAGCCAGUCUACCAUCCAACUCGCAGGCCACUAACUUCAGACAUGGGGAAGAUGAAAGUAGGGCUGACCCCAAUUAUUCAACUGGUCGAUUGUUGAUAGGCUGUUGGUUGACCGAGAUUGUUUUUAGUCGAGCAGUAGCAAAUAUAUACAUAUAUUUUAUGGCACACGAGACACCGGUCUUAUUCGCGCCCAUCUCUCUGAACUAAUUCAUUGCAGAGGCUGCGGGGAUGGCACAGUCCAAAAAGAAGGGGAGUGUUGCUGGACAAUGCACGUCUCCAGAAUACGCUCUGUCCCGCCAGCUUGUGCACAUUCAUUGUUUCAUAACUUGAUCGUGUGAAUUGUUUGCGUUUGACUGUUAGUGUCUAUCAAUUCCCCAUUACAUACUUUAUCACCAGUAGGACUUUUACCGUUAAUUCCUAUAAUUUCUCAUCUACAAUGUCUGUUUGGUUAUGGUAAUGUCUGUCAAUGCAUUCAAUAUAUUAUUGUUCCACGGUUCUCAUUGUCGGAAUGGACACAUUGGUUGCACAGCACACAACCUAUGCUACACUUGUGAGAAACAAGUUUUGGUUUAUUUCAUUCCAUUUAUGAGUUUUGUCAGUUUAGUCAUUGUCUUUUGUUUGGAGAGCUCCUGUCAUAGUUGAGUAAGGACGUGCACCUGAUUACGCAUAGUAGUAGGCUAUCUGGUCUGCUUGCAAAUGUAGGCCUAUUAAUGUGCCCAUUUGGGGAUCUGAUAGUAUUUCUGAUUGGCUUAACUCAAACACUCACAAACGCUGUGGAGCUUCUCAACGUAAUGUUUUCUUCACCUCAAACAGCAAGCAAACAGAGUAUGUUUUGACAUCCAUUGAGAAUGACUAAUUCCUCAGUGUAUUUGAAAAAUCUUUACAGCACUCUCCUUUUCGAUAACAACUCCACAGGAAAGGGAAAAAUGUCAUGCUCUGAUCCAGUUGAAACAUCUUAAAAUAGGCCUACCUGAUUACUUCUUAUCCCUUGCGCAAAUAGCCUACAGCUGUGUCUGUCCGGAGCUCACUGGUGCAGGAAACUGAGGGCCCAGAAUAUUUUAUAGAAUGUUGUAAGGAUCUUCAGACCAUACCCAAGUUAAUAGUUGAUACAAUGUGAUUUAUAGGAUAUUUAUUUUUAUCAGGAUAUUUUCUACCUGCAGGCUGCAAUGUUUUUAUUUUUUGGCUUUAUAGGCUAUUUUUUACAUAGUUGGCAAUGGCAAUAGAAGUUACUUUUUAGGUUUGUAUCCUUUUCAUUUAGAUUUGGAUAUAAUUUUAAUUAACCACAUGACAAUGAUUUUGAGAUAGACAUAUUGUAAAUUAAAUUAAACUGUUCUACGAAAAUAUGCAUAUAAAAACCAUAACUGGCAUGCAGAUCAGUAGAAAUGGUAAGGUAAAUUGGCAGAAAGUUUGCGGUCUUUGUGUAGCCAACUUUAGGAGAUUAAUGGCAGAAUCUGCGAAAGCCGGUAGGAGCCUGAGGAAGAUGGUCAGGACAUCUUGAUCGCUGGCUUCCUCUUGAGUCAUUUGUGUCUUAUUUCACCAAACCGUGAGCUUAAAGCAAGCUCAAUGCAUAUAUAGUUGAUUUGAAUUAAACACACUGUCUAUACAGUGCCUUCAGAAAGUAGUCAGACCCCUUGACUUUUCCCACUUUAUUACGUUACAAUCUUAUUCUAAAAUGGAGUAAAUAAAAAAAUAUCCUCAGCAAUCUACACACAAUACCCCAUAAUGACUAAGCAAAAAACAGGUUGACAUUAUUGUUGAUUUAUUAAAAAUUAAAAACAUACCUUAAUUACAUAUCUAUUCAGACCCUUUUGGUCUGAGACUCGAAAUUGAGCUCAGGUGCAUCCUGUUUCCGUUAAUCAAUGUGAUUGGAGUCCACCUGUGGUAAAUUUAAUUGAUUGGACAUGAUUUGGAAAGCCACACACAAGUCUUUAUAAGGUCCCACAAUUGUUAGUACAUAUCAGAGCAAAAACCAAGCCAUGAGAUGGAAGGAAUUGUCCGUAGAGCUCCAAGACAGGAUUGUGUCGAGGCACAGAUCUGGUGAAGGGUACCAAAACAUAUAUGCAGCAUUGAAGGUCCCCAAGAACACAAUGGCCUCCAUCAUUCUUAAAUGGAAGAAGUUUGGAAGCACCCAGACUCUUCCUAGAGCUGGCCGUCUGAGCAAUCGGGGGAGAAGGGCCUUGGUCAGGGAGGUGACCAAGAACCCGAUGGUCACUCUGACAGAGCUCUAGAGUUCAUCUGUGGAGAUGGGAUAACCUUCCAGAAGGACACCCAUCUCUGCAGCACUCCACCAAUCAGGCCUUUAUGGUAGAGUGGCCAGACGGAAGCCACUCCUCAGUAAAAGGCACAUGACAGCCCGCUUGGAGUUUGCCAAAGGGCACUUAAAGACUCUCAUGCUGUGGGGAUGUU
Molecule: messenger RNA, 6346 nt
Organism: Oncorhynchus nerka (sockeye salmon)
Lineage: Eukaryota; Metazoa; Chordata; Actinopteri; Salmoniformes; Salmonidae
Product: kinesin-like protein KIF2A
Exons: 23
Coding region: 133-2442 (769 amino acids)
Biological process (GO): microtubule-based movement
Molecular function (GO): nucleic acid binding; microtubule motor activity; ATP binding
Source: RefSeq, a predicted model, not a curated record